AUGUUGCGGCCCCGCCGCCCUUCGCUGCGGCCCCGCUGCCCGUCUCAGCGGCCCCGCCACCCGUCUCAGCGGCCCUGCCGCCUGUCUCAGCGGCCCCGCCGCCCUUCGCUGCGGCCCUGCCGCCUCUCUCCGGCCCCGCCGCCCUUCACCAGCGGCCCUGCCGCCCCUUCACUGCGGCCCCGCCACCCCUUUCACCAGCGGCCCUGCCGCCCUACACCGCCUGCGCUGCCCGAGCCGCCCGAGCCGUCCGAGCCGCCCGACCUGCCCGAGCCACCCAAGUCGCCCGAGCCGCCCGACUCGCCCGAGCCGCCCAAGCCGCCCACCCAGCCCGAGCCGCCCAAGCCGCCUGAGCCGCCCGAGCCACCCGAGCAGCCCGAGCCGCCUGAGGAGCCGAGCCGCUGGUGCCACGGAGCCGCAGUUGCUGCUGCGCCGUCCGAGCAGCCGUGUUGCCGUGUUGCUGUACUGCUGAGCUGCCCGAACCGCCCUGUCUGGGCAGACGGUCUCUCCCUCUUUGACCUCACCUCUGGCGCCUCUCCUGCCCCUGCUGCUGACGCUGACGCCACUCUUCGCUCCCAGUGGGCCACACGCGAUGCUGCUGCACGUCUUGCUGUGCGUCGCAACCUGCCUACCACUGAGCGCGCGCACUUUAGUCAGUACAAGAGUGCUCAGACCUUGGGUGUUCCUUUUCCCCCUUGUUGCCCUCUGUCGCCUCUGCUACUGCGGCCGACCUCGUUGGUCUUGAGUCGGUCGGUGCGGCGUCUGCCCCUAGCGAGAGACGCCGCUCUGGCAAGGGCAAGGGGGGCAAGGGCGCGGGUGGAGCUAGCGGGGGUGGUGGAGGUGGCGGUGGAGGCGGCCGAGGGAGUGGGGGUGGCGGUGGGAGUGGUGGCGGGGGUGGAGGUGGCGGUGGCGGCAGCGGAGGCGGAGGCGGCGGAGGCGGUAGCGGUGGGAGCGGAGGCGGCGGAGGUGGCGGAGGUGGAGGCGGCGGUGGUGGAGGAGGUGGAGCUCGUCGGGGUGGUGCUUCACAGUGGAGCGGCUCCGGUGGUGGUCAGCGCCAGCAGCAGCAGUAGCAGCAGCGUUCUCGGGACAUCCCCCCUCCUCAGCAGCUCCGUGAGUGGUACACGCAGCGUCAGCGUGGGUGGGGGUUUUGGUCCGUGCACCUACGUCCUUUGCUCCAGCGACCGCGCGGGUGAGCAGUGUGGGGGUGCCCACCCCACCCAGCGCUGCUUUGGCCGCCUGACGGACGCUUGGCGUCAGCACUUCUCGGAGGCUAGUGAGAUCCCCCACUGGGGAGAGCUGUCUAGGGCAGGUGUGGCUAUCUAUGAUCUUGUCUUUGAUGCUAUCCUUGCUACCAUAUAUGCUGUGACUAUUAGUGAUGAGGGUGACUGUUACCAGUGUUUCCCGCCCGACCCGGGCAUUGGUACUGCUGCGCUAGGUGCUAGUGAGGCUGCUGCUCUAGGUGCCAGCGCGUCUGCGCCCUCAGGUACUGGUGAGGCUGCGCUCUCACGUACUGCGUCGGCUUCGGCCUCCCUCACCUUCACACUUGACUCAGGGGCUUCUCGCUCCUUCUUUCGAGACCGCACCACACUCACGCCGCUUGGUCGGCCGGUUGCAGUCCCCCUCGUAGACCCCUCUGGGGGUCCUGUCCUCUCUCACUUCUCUACUGUCCUCCCGUGUCCGGCUGCCCCCCUUGGCACCUUGUCUGGUCUUUACCUCCCCUUGUUCUCGACGAACUUGGUGAGUGGUGCUGACCUGCAGGAUGCGGGGGUUCACCUGUUUACUCCUGCGAGUCAGCAGGUGACCCACUGCUCGGACGCCCGCACAGGCCGACACUCGGCCACGUUUUCGCGUCGGCCGGGGUCGAGCCUCUACACCCUGACCACUGAGUCUCCUCUUGUCCCUGCGUCUGGCCAGGUAGCUGGUCGAGUCAGGUGUUUGUUGCAGCGUCCAGGGCCUGGUCCUUACUGCACGCUUCAAAUGGACGUGUGGGGCCCGGCCCGCGUCCAUGGACAGGGUCACGAGCGCUACUUCCUACUGGUGGUUGACGACUACUCGCGUUACACCACAUUCUUCCCCUUGCGCAGCAAGGGUGGUGUCACUGAGGUGUUGAUCGUUUGGAUCCGCGCAGCUCGAUUCCAGCUCAGGAGGAGCUUCGGCUCGGACUUUCCUAUUCUGCGUCUGCACUCUGACCGAGGCGGAGAGGUCUCCUCUGGCCUUCCUUCUACCACCCCACCACUCGUCGUGUUCUAUCCUCCCAGGACGUCACGUUCGACGAGUGUGUCCCAGGUAGACGCGGUCGAGCCGGUCGAGGUUGGUAGUGACUCUGGUACUGCUGCGGGUGCUGAGCCUGGGGGUGCUGACUCGGGACGUGCUGCGCGCGUGGGUGCUAAGCUUGGGGUUGCUGAGUCUAGGGGUGUUGCGACUGGGGGUGCUGAGCCUGGGGGUGCUACGACUGGGGGUGCUGAGCGUGGCGGUACUGCGACUGGGGGUGCUGAGCCCGGGGGUGCUACGACUAAGGGUGCUGAGCGUGGGGGUCCUUCGCCUGGGGGUGCUGCGUCUAAAGCUGCUGCGACUGGGGGUGCGAAGCCAGGAGCCGCUAAACCUGCUCGUGUGGCGUCUGGCGGUGCUGGGCCUGGCGGUUCUCGUGGCGUACUGCUGGAGCUGGAGCUUCUUCCGCCGUUGUGGGUGCGGGUGCCGCUGGUCCUGGAGGUGCUCGUCCGACUGGAGUUGGAGCUGCUGAGGGUGUUCGCGCUGAGGCUACUGCUUUCCGUCAUGACGGCGGUCCCGCUGCGGGUGCUGCUAGAGCUGCUGGAGGUACUGCAGCUGGAGGUGCUGUUAGUGCUGGUGCUGCCAGAGGUGUUGAGGGUGCUGGAGGUGCUGAGGUUGCUGGUGCUGUCCCUGCUGUGGCUGGCAUCCCUGCGCGGCCUCAGCCGUACUUCGUUCCGCUCCUUCGGCAGGUUCUUAGUCUUCCUCCUCGCUUAG
Closterium sp. NIES-65 is the source of this 2979-nucleotide messenger RNA. The record is from the annotation of a GenBank genome assembly. Lineage: Eukaryota; Viridiplantae; Streptophyta; Zygnematophyceae; Desmidiales; Closteriaceae.